Arvicola amphibius (Eurasian water vole) is the source of this 3170-nucleotide messenger RNA. RefSeq names its product BMI1 proto-oncogene, polycomb ring finger (gene Bmi1). Gene Ontology annotation, molecular function: promoter-specific chromatin binding. Gene Ontology annotation, biological process: negative regulation of transcription by RNA polymerase II. The record is from RefSeq and is a predicted model, not a curated record. Gene Ontology annotation, cellular component: PRC1 complex. NCBI's taxonomy places the organism in Eukaryota, Metazoa, Chordata, Mammalia, Rodentia, Cricetidae.
AUGAAUGAAAGGGUAGUAAUUGGAGCUAGUCCCACAGCAGUACACUGGGGAAUUGACUUCCCGAUUACUUUCUGCUAUGGCGUUGCUGACAGUUCUCAAUGGAUCUUUUAUCAAGCAGAAAUGCCGACAACCAGAAUCAAGAUCACUGAGCUAAAUCCCCACCUAAUGUGUGUACUUUGUGGAGGAUACUUCAUUGAUGCCACUAUAAUAGAAGUCUACAGUUCCUUCUGUAAAACGAUGUAUUGUGCGUUACUUGGAGACAGCAAAUAUUGUCCUAUCUGUGAUGUACAAGUUCACAAAACUAGACCACUACUGAAUAUAAGCUUCAAUGGCUCUAAUGAAGACAGAGGAGAGGUUGCAGAUGAUAAGCGAAUUAUAACUGAUGAUGAGAUAUCACUUGUCAUUGAAUUCUUUGAUCAGAGCAGGUCAGAUCGGAAGGUAAACAAAGAGAAGUCUAAGGAAGAGGUGAAUGAUAAAAGAUACUUACGAUGCCCAGCAGCAAUGACUGUCAUGCACUUGAGGAAGUUUCUCAGGGAGUAAAAUGGACAUACCUAACCUUUCCAGAUUGAUGUCAUGUAUGAAGAGGAACCUUUAAAGGAUUACUAUACACUAAUGGACAUUGCCUAUAUUUAUACCUGGAGAAGAAAUGGCCCACUUCCUUUGAAAUACAGAGUUCGACCAACUUGUAAAAGAAUGAAGAUGAGUCACCAGCGAGAUGGACUGACCAAUGCUGGAGAGCUGGAAAGUGACUCUGGGAGUGACAAGGCCAGCAGCCCAGCCGGAGGUAUUCCCUCCACCUCUUCCUGUUUGCCCAGCCCCAGUACUCUCAGUGCAAGUCUCCUCACCCACAGGUUCCCUCACAUUUCCAGUACCAUGAAUGGAACCAGCAACAGCCCCAAGUGGGAUCACCAAUCUUCCUUUGCCAGUAGACCUCGAAAAUCAUCAAUAAAUGGGUUCAUCAGCAACUAUUCAUCUGGUUGAAUCCUGAGACUGUUAAAGAAAGAUUUUUCAGCCAGCUGAUUUAGAUACCUUCAUCCAUUACAGCUUUAUAGAUGCUAAUACAUGUGACUAUUGUCCAUUUGCUUUCUUUUGUAGUGACAUUAAAUUUUGGCCAUAAGAGAUGAACUAGAUGUGAUCUCACCAUAUGGAUGGUUAAUUGAAAGAAAGAUUCUUUCUGUAAAGAAUUGGGUUUUGAGAAGGCAGGCAAGAUUUUCUUGUGUUAGGAAAGAUGUGGAAUGGUUUCUGGUGCCAUUGUUGGGAUUUGGAAAUGUGCUGCAGUGAGUAGAAGCAUUGGCCAUAGUUUGUUAAUCCCAACUAAUGCCUACAUUACAUUCUCUUUGAUUGUUCUUGUUAUUAUGCUGUUUUGUGAACCUGUAGAAAACAAGUGCUUUUUAUCUUGAAAUUCAACAAAUGGAAAGAAUAAGCAUAGAAUAAUGCAUUCUAUGUAGCCAUGUCACUGUGAAUAACAAUUUCUUGCAUAUUUAGCCAUUUUAAUUCCUGUUUGAUUUUUACUUCUCUGUUGCUACGCAAAUGAUCAAAGGAAACUUCAGUUUUACAAUCUGUAUGCCUAAAAAGCGGGUACUACCGUUUAUUUUACUAACUUGUUUAAAUGAUUCGCUUUUGUAAGAAUCAGAUGGCAUUAUGCUUGUUGUACAAUGUCAUAUUGGUAUAUGACAUAACAGGAAACAGUAUUGUAUGAUAUAUUUAUAAAUACUAUAAAAAUAUUGUGUUUCAUGCACUCAAAAACAGCUGUUAAACUUCUCCAAACUGGUUCGACCUUUGCAGUUACCCAUCGUGCACCCUGUGUUGAGGCUAUACUUAUCACCAGCACAGAAUCUGUUUUUAAUGCUGAUUACUAGUUUCAAAUCUUUUCCACUUAGAAGCAAAUGGCAGAUCAUCAUAGUUCUGGCUUUCUCCAAUAAUACUUUCAAAAUUAUGUUGCAGUAAAGAAAAAUUUUAACCAAGGCAAAUGGAAAUAGUGUCUUAAUUUUCCAUUGGUUGAAAUAGAAUUGUGUUUUUAAAUACCAUUAUCACUGGAAUUCUAAAUAGAUUUUUAAGUCAACAAGCUAAUUGCUGAAGGAAAGCAUUUUAUCCUGCAAUGAUUUUAGUGUAUGUGGCAUAAUAAUAAUUUCACCAUUUAAGAGUUGUUUUGCAUAGUUAAGGGAAUCUGCCUUUUCUGUAUUGUCCUGGAAAUAUAGAGCAAUUUAUUAUGAGUUUAUCUACAGGUAUUUUUAAAUAGAGCAACAUGUUGAAUUUAAAAUAUGAAUGACCCUACCAAUUCUGUUUUGCUUUGGUCGAACUUAGUGUGUGUUCAUCAUCUUUCAGUUGUUUGUGAGGAUGUUUAUUCUAUAUGAAUAUUGUUUCAUGUUUGUGUGGGAAACUGUAGCUAAGCAUUUCAUUGUCUCCAGUCUGCGAAAGAAGCACAAUUCUAUUGCUUUGUCUUGCUUAUAGCCAUUAAGUCAUUACUUUUACAUAUAUUGCUGUUACUUCUGCUUUCUUUAAAGAUUCAGUAAAUGAUGUUUUAUGAAGCCACAAAAUACAUAUAUUUUUAUUUUGACCUAAAUUUGUACAGUCCUAUUGUGUGUGUUGUUUCUAAUUAUAGAUGUAAAAUUAAAUUUCAUUUUUAAUUGGAAAAUUCAAUAAAAGAUAUUCAUUUAGAAAAUAGCUAUGAUCUUUUAUGAAAAAAAUGCUAUGAAAAGCACAAUGUGCAUAAGUUUUGGGAACCCUGUAGUGGAUUACAAGAGCUAAAGCCUAAGGAGAAUACAUUGUUGUCUUCAAAUGAUGUUGCUAAGUAAAUGCUUUGUUGUAUAUUGCUUGAAAGCCCAAUGAAAGAUGUAUCUGUUUAUUUACAACCUUUGAAGCAAAAGUUACCAAUGUUUGCCAAUUUUUGGUGAAUUUAACUCAUUUUUCUAGGCUUUUCUCAAGGUUUUCAUGAUAUUAUCCAGGACAGAAGACAUCUCACCCUCUAUGAUGGACUUAUUUCUGAAACUGCUUGUUAAAAUGUCAGAGGCACUUAAGGCUUACACAGCAGUGUGUCACCAUACUUGAAAACACUUCCAUUUAUUGUAUCUGGGAAGAGGCUUUUUACCCUUACUCAAUUUGAAAAUUGCUUAAGCUUAAAAGAUAUUUCAGUCAAAAAUUGUCUUUUAAUAAAACAACAGAAAGAUGAA